Messenger RNA from Pichia kudriavzevii, 312 nucleotides. RefSeq lists its product as uncharacterized. The coding region runs from base 1 to 312 and encodes 103 amino acids. The record is from RefSeq and is a predicted model, not a curated record. NCBI's taxonomy places the organism in Eukaryota, Fungi, Ascomycota, Pichiomycetes, Pichiales, Pichiaceae. The transcript has a single exon.
AUGCACCCUAUUUUAGACAAGAACAGGUUUCAAAACUGUGAAGAUUUGAUUGAUGCUUUGGAGGAAUGCCACAAGAGUCCAUAUUUGGAAACUAUGAUGGGUAAAUGUUCUGAUAUUAAAGUUCAACUGGCGGCUUGUAUUCACGAGAACAGGUUAGCUCAUGAUAGAGAAAAGAUUCUACAGAGAAGAGAAGCUAACAAAAAACUGGAGAUGAACAAAAAGAAGAGAGAAGAGGAAGAAUGGGGAGAGAACGGAUACCUUAAAAAAGUUGUUGAACUCGAACUAAAGAACAGGGAAAAGGAAAGUAAAUAA